AUGGCGGCGUCAAGGCUACCUGAGGCGGAUCUUGAGGGCAUUGAAGGCGUUCGAAUGACGUGGAACAACUGGCCACGGACCAAGGUGGAGGCAUCCAAGUGCGUGAUCCCAAUUGCUGCAUCGAUCCAGCCGAUCCGUCCCCACGUCGACCUCCAAAUCCUCCCGUACCCUCCACUGCGCUGCAAGACCUGCUCCGCCGUCCUCAGCCCCUAUUGCCGCGUUGAUUUCACUGCCCUUAUAUGGAUGUGUCCUUUUUGCUACCAGCGCAACCAUUUUCCGCAGCAUUAUCAAUCCAUUUCGCAGACCAAUUUACCUGCAGAAUUGUACCCUAAUUUCCCUUCAAUUGAAUACACCAUUCCCAGUUAUCCCCAAAACCCACAGAAUUUCAACACGUCCACGACAGUCUGUCCCAUUUAUCUGUUUGUUUUGGAUACAUGUUUGCUCGAGGUGGAGCUGGAUUUUGCAAAAUCUGCCUUGAAGCGUGCGAUUGGAAUGCUGCCGGACAAUGCGAUGGUUGGAUUUGUUUCCUAUGGUACGCAGGUACAGGUGCACGAGUUGGGGUUUUCAGAGAUGUCCAAGGUUUAUGUGUUCAGGGGAUCGAAAGAGUUGUCCAAAGAUCAGGGCUUUUGUGAUUUAUUGCAUAAUGAAAUAUUUCUGUUGCCGGCAUCUGAGUGCGAGUAUACACUCAAUUCGCUGUUGGAUGAGCUGGGAACAGAUCAAUGGCCAGUGGCACCAGGGAAAAGGCCAUUAAGGUGUACAGGAGUUGCAUUGAGUGUUGCAGCGGGGUUGCUAGGGGCGUCUAUGGUAGGAACUGGUGCUCGAAUUAUUGCAUUAGUAGGUGGUCCAUGCACAGAUGGUCCUGGAUCGAUUGUUUCCAAAGACUUGUCUGAUCCAGUUCGAUCCCAUAAGGAUCUUGACAAGGAUGCUGCACCAUUUUUCAAAAAAUCAGUACAAUUCUAUGAGGACCUUGGAAAACAGCUAGUCAGUCAGGGUCAUGUGUUGGAUGUCUUUGCCUCUGCACUUGAUCAGGUUGGGAUUGCUGAGAUGAAGGUUGCCAUUGAAAGAACUGGUGGACUGGUUGUUCUAGCUGAAAGUUUUGGUCACUCUGUCUUCAAGGAAUCGUUCAAGCACAUUUUUGAAGACGGGGAACUGUCUCUUGGGCUUUCAUUCAAUGGCACACUUGAGAUCAACUGUUCAAAGGAUAUUAAGAUUCAAGGGAUUAUUGGUUCAUGCUCAUCUUUGGAGAAGAAAGGACCUGCUGUUGCCAACACUGUUAUCGGACAGGGCAAUACUACAGCUUGGAAAAUGUGUGGCCUCGACAGAAACACUUCAAUGACUGUGUUUUUUGAUAUUUCUUCUAAUGAAAAAUCAGAUCCUUCAGGCACGAAUCCUCAAUUAUACAUACAGUUUAUUACAAGUUAUCAGAGUCCGGAUGGCCAAACAAGGCUGAGAGCCACAACCGUUACUAGACGAUGGGUUGAUGGUGCUGUUGGCACUGAGGACUUAGUGAGCGGGUUUGAUCAAGAGGUUGCUGCUGUAGUCAUGGCUAGAUUAGCUUCCUAUAAAAUGGAGAUGGAGGAAGGAUUUGACGCCACAAGGUGGUUAGACCGAAAUUUGAUUCGUCUAUGUUCCAAAUUUGGUGACUAUCGAAAGGACGAUCCAUCCUCAUUUACGUUAAAUCCCUGUUUUUCGCUGUUCCCUCAGUUCAUGUUUAAUCUGCGGAGAUCACAAUUUGUACAGGUGUUCAAUAAUAGUCCCGAUGAGACGGCCUAUUUCCGCAUUUUAUUGAAUAGGGAGAUUAUAAGCAAUGCUGCUGUCAUGAUUCAACCAUCGUUAAUAUCAUAUUCAUUCAAUUCACUACCUGCACCAGCUUUACUGGACGUGUCAUCCAUUGGAGCUGACCGUAUCCUAUUGCUUGAUUCAUAUUUCAGUGUAGUUAUUUUCCAUGGUACGACAAUUGCUCAAUGGAGAAACAUGGGUUAUCAGAAUCAGCCGGAACAUCAGGCUUUUGCGCAUUUGUUACAAGCUCCGCAUGAUGAUGCUGAAUUGAUUAUUCGUGACCGGUUUCCAGUCCCGAGACUGGUGGUCUGUGAUCAGCAUGGUUCCCAGGCGAGAUUCCUGUUGGCGAAGUUGAAUCCAUCUGCGACAUACAGCAAUGCACACGAAAUGGCAGCUGGCUCAGAUGUGAUAUUCACCGAUGAUGUGAGCCUACAAGUGUUCAUUGAUCAUCUUCAGCAGCUGGCUGUCCAAGCUUCUUAA
This is a messenger RNA of Fraxinus pennsylvanica, 2259 nucleotides long. The record is from the annotation of a GenBank genome assembly. NCBI's taxonomy places the organism in Eukaryota, Viridiplantae, Streptophyta, Magnoliopsida, Lamiales, Oleaceae.